Molecule: messenger RNA, 1738 nt
Organism: Alnus glutinosa
Lineage: Eukaryota; Viridiplantae; Streptophyta; Magnoliopsida; Fagales; Betulaceae
Exons: 7
Coding region: 1007-1525 (172 amino acids)
Biological process (GO): translational initiation
Cellular component (GO): nucleus
Molecular function (GO): translation initiation factor activity; RNA binding
Source: RefSeq, a predicted model, not a curated record
AUGUUUGGUGAAACGUGAGUUUCUGUGUCUCCAGACUCCUGGUCUCUCCAAAACUCCCCACCCACGGUGCGCACACUGCAAAUUCUAAGAGCAUUCCAUUCCCAACAAGCUUCUUAUUUUGAGACUUUCAACAAAUAUUAGAGAAGAAACUCUCUCCAAGCUUUAUAUCAUUUUUUUUUUCCCUUUCUCACGCUUCUACACUUUCCUUCUUCGCGCCUUCUUCCUUUCUGUUUCUCUCUCACUCUUUCUAGUGAUUUUGAGAAGAAACCCAAGCCUGCCGCUUCCAGCCCAGCUUCAACAGAGAUACCUCGGCGCCGCUUCCAGCUCCGCCGCCUGCUUCGUUUCCCUCCGCCUUUUCUUUCCCUCAUCUCCUCUCUCUGUCUCGCAAGGACACUGCGUCUCUCUCUGUCUCUAAGAGGGAACAGUAUUGCUUAUCUUUUGGCAAGCCAAGACCCCCCAUAUUUCUUCCCCAGUUCCUCUGCUUCUCGCCCAUCUCCCUCACGCGUCUUUUCCCAUUCUGCACACCGAAAGAGAGAACGGUGACGAAAGAGAGAGAACUGAGACGUGAGGCGUUGAUCGGGAAGUUCAGAGGCGGUGGACACGCCUCUCACCUCCUCUCACGGUGGAAUUCCGAACUGCUGGUCCUGCCAUAUCCGGUGGUUCGCGGGUGCUGCUGAGACCACGAUUGGGCUUCCCUUAAACAGCAUCAUCUUCACCAAAUUAGGGUUUAUACGCAAAUAGAGUGCCCCUUGGAGAAAGAAAACGAUGGAGCCACAGAAGCACUUGAUCAAACCUCAAUCACCACCAUGCCGGUAGCCGAUGAACCAGCAACAAAGACGUGGAAUCUUUAGCGAGGAAAACCGGCGCCGAAGCUUCCCAUUGGUGACAGCGACAACCUGAGAGUUUAAGAGAAUCUGAGUAAGAGCGACAUGGAGAUUUGGCAAGAAAAAAGGGAGGAAGGAGAAGAACUUAACAUCUACUUAUUCAAUCCAGUAAGAAAGGCGACAUGAAAGGAGGAAGGAAGAAUAUGAAGAGGGCAGCAGAGGAAAACAACUUGAAUCUGCGGGAUGGGCAGGGCAUUAUGCAAGUGCUCUCUCUUCGAGGUUCUAAUCUCAUUGAGGUAAUGGAUGCAAAAGGCGAGAAAUCACUGGCAUUGUUUCCGGCCAAGUUUCAAAAGAGCAUGUGGAUUAAACGAGGUAGUUUCGUUGUGGUUGACAUAAGUGGAAAGGAAAAGGCUCUUGAAUCAGGUAGCAAGGUGGCAUGCAUUGUUUCCCAAGUUCUGUUUUAUGAGCAAGUUCGUGCAAUUCAGAAAUCUCCAGAAUGGCCAGAAAUAUUCAAAUCUACAAAUGUGGAUGAUUCUAAUGGGAGUUUGCAUGGGCAGACCUCCCAACAAGAAGAAGAACUUGGAUCUAGUGAUGAUGAUGAGGGACUUCCCCCAAUUGAAGCCAAUACCAACAGAAUCAAACCCUUUGAUGAAUUUCAACCAGAUGCGGAAUCAGAUUCCAGUUCAGAUAUAGAUUCUUAAGUUAUUCUAUACGAGACCCCUCAGCUUUAUUGUAACAAUUGCAGCCGCAGCCAACAUGACUAAUCUGUGGAUGGGAAAGAAUUUCGUCUUAACUGAAAUUUGUGUCCAAUUUGCUCGAUGGGAUUUUUGUUGAAUUGAUGAUGUACACAAAUCUUGAGAGUGAAAACACACCCAGCAAUAGAUUUUUAUAUAUUUGGUUCAAAGUGGUGCUCA